AUGUCAGCCGAUUUGCCAGUCCCAGAGACCCGCGUCCUCGCUGUUGCCAGUCAUGUUGUCUCUGGAUAUGUCGGCAACAAGAUCGCCGUCUUCGCGAUGCAGUCGCUCGGCUGCGACGUCGCCGCACUGAACACAGUACAAUUCAGCAACCACACGGGCUACAAGCAGGUCAAGGGGACCAAGGUGUCGGCGCAGGAGAUCACCGACCUCUACGAUGGGCUGAAGCAGUCGUACCUCGAUGACUUCGACAUGAUGCUCUCGGGCUACAUCCCCGGCGCCGAGGCCGUGCAGGCCGUGGGGCGGAUCGCGGCCGAGCUCAAGGAUAAGGCGAGGUCCAGCCCGGGGGGCUUCUUCUGGGUGCUGGACCCGGUCAUGGGCGACAACGGCAGGCUGUACGUCGCCGACGACGUAGUGCCUGCUUACAAGUCGCUGCUGCCGCAUGCGGAUUUGAUAUUACCCAACCAAUUCGAGGCCGAGCUCCUCUCCGACGUCAAAAUAACAGACAUGACCUCCCUGACGCGCGCCAUCGAGGUCAUCCACACAAAGUACGGCGUCCCCCACAUAGUCCUGACCUCAGUGUCGCUCGACAACGACGACAACCACCACGACGGCGCAAGCCCCAACAGGACGCUCUCGGUCGUGGGCUCGACCAUGACGGCGUCGACGCGCAAGCCGCGCGCCUUCAAGAUCCGCUUCCCGGCCAUCGACGCCUACUUCUCCGGAACGGGCGACAUGUUCGCGGCGCUGAUGGUCGUACGAAUGCGGCAGGCCGUAACGGCCGCGGCGGGCGCCCUGGGCCAGACGGAGUCGUGGCUGAGCCCGGACGACGUCGACGCGCUGGACCUGCCGCUCGCGAGGGCGGCGGAGCGCGUCCUGGCCAGCAUGCAUGAGGUGCUCGCCGCGACGUGUGAGAGCAUGAAGGCCGAGGUGAAGAGGGCCGAGGCGGACAUUGGCGGGGGCGACGAGAAGAGGAUGCACCUGGCGCGGUCGAAAGCCGCAGAGCUGAGGCUGGUGAGGCAUCUUGGGUCCCUAAGGGAGCCGGUGGUUGAGUUUAAGGCGCAGAAAAUGUAG
Messenger RNA from Diaporthe citri, 1071 nucleotides. RefSeq lists its product as uncharacterized. The record is from RefSeq and is a predicted model, not a curated record. Gene Ontology annotation, biological process: pyridoxal 5'-phosphate salvage. Gene Ontology annotation, molecular function: pyridoxal kinase activity. Gene Ontology annotation, cellular component: cytosol. The coding region runs from base 1 to 1071 and encodes 356 amino acids. The transcript is spliced from 5 exons. Lineage: Eukaryota; Fungi; Ascomycota; Sordariomycetes; Diaporthales; Diaporthaceae.